Messenger RNA from Trichobilharzia regenti, 810 nucleotides. The record is from the annotation of a GenBank genome assembly. Lineage: Eukaryota; Metazoa; Platyhelminthes; Trematoda; Strigeidida; Schistosomatidae.
AUGGCAGCGGCUAGUUCGGGCGAAAGCUACUAUUGUCAUGUUUGUGAAACUGAAGUUGUUCCGAAUUUGCAGGAUUAUACAUGUUCAGCCUGUCAUUCUGGUUUCAUUGAGGUGGUUAGCCCAGGGAGUGGUUUGACAUCGGAUCCCACAGAACUAGAAGCAUUUCAGAUUAUACGACAGCUAUGGGGUGGUCCUCUAGCGGAUAACUUUGUACGCUAUCUUACAACGUCAAGAGAGGACGGAAGUUCUACAGAUGAGGAAAUGUUGGAGCGAGAAACUAUAGUUAGGCGACCACGCCGUUCAGCGAGGAAUUCGAAUCAAAGGUCGACGCGUGUACGAGUGUAUACCCGCGACUCUGAUGACCGUCACGUUAUGCCAGCCCGGAUUCAUCUGGAUCCUCCUAUCCGAAUACCAUUCCCUGCCAGCCUUGGAUCAGUGACUGGAGAAAUGCAAAAUUUUGUUUUUAACAGAGCUAUGUUUGAUCAAUUCAUCACUGUAUUAAUGAAUGAAUUGCAAGUUGGCCCACCGCCGGCUACUGAAUCAGCUAUUGCCGAUCUACCGGUGAAUGUAUUAACUGAAGAACAAGCAUUGAAGCUGGGUGUCUGUUCUAUAUGCUUUGAUGAUUUCAAAGAAUCAGAAUCAACAAUCAAACUACCAUGUAGUCAUAUUUAUCAUCAAACAUGUGUUACAACAUGGUUAAAACAACACGGAACUUGUCCAGUUUGUCGAAAAGAUUUAGCUGGACAUGAUACAUCACGUUUUGAAGAUCCACCUCCGAAUGUAAAUGGUUCAAGUUCUUCCAAUUCCUAG